Ooceraea biroi (clonal raider ant) is the source of this 2123-nucleotide messenger RNA. RefSeq lists its product as uncharacterized. Gene Ontology annotation, biological process: phospholipid metabolic process; arachidonate secretion. The record is from RefSeq and is a predicted model, not a curated record. Gene Ontology annotation, molecular function: A2-type glycerophospholipase activity. Lineage: Eukaryota; Metazoa; Arthropoda; Insecta; Hymenoptera; Formicidae.
UAAAAACCUCGAAAGAUUAUCAAUAAUAAAAUUAUUUGUACUGUUUGCGCAGAGAAGUGUUUCAGGUCGUGAUACAGGAUAAUCUCUCAAAUCGUGUAAUGUUAAAGAUUAUUUCUUGCGGAUUCAUCCAGAUGCGGAAACAAAUUUCUCGAUGGCACGUUUCACAACGAGACUGGGAAAAAUCAAUUGCUCUGCUUUGCAAGAGAGAAUUGCUCCACAUAAACAAUCUACGAUUAUACGAUUUAGGUUCUCCCCUAAUGCGUGUGCGAUCGGUACACGAGUUCCUAUAUAUACGCUACAGCGAAUAUUAGUAUCCUGACGUCUCGUUCAAACCAUCAGUCUGAUAGUGACUGCUGUGAGGAGAGACGAGCCAAUUUCAAACGUGAUUGCAAACGGCACGCGUAUCGUCUUCAUGUUUUUUAAGUGCGGUCGUGCUGUAAUAAGACGCAAGUCGACAAUGGCGAAUCGCAACAUGCUCGCUGCGUUGCUCGGCAUCCUGCCGAUCUUCUGGACACAGAGGAUCGGAGCGAGUGUGUUGGUCGCCGAUACCACGAUGUCCAGGAUGGUGGAACUGAAUGCCGAUGCACCGUUCUGCGCUCUUUACAACGAUCGAGGAGUCAUCCAGAGGAUGGUUCUCGGCGCGGAUCCCAGAAAGGUUCAACAAAUUUCCAGCAAUCUCGUCGCUGAUCUUGAAGAGACCUGCAAAGCUUCACGAAACAAGGGCAAGAAUCAAGCGCCUGGUGGCGGUCUGAUAUAUCCGGGUACGAAGUGGUGCGGACCGGGCAAUGUGGCCAACUCGUACGACGAUCUUGGCCAACAUUCGGCCGAGGACGCCUGCUGCAGAGAACACGACCAUUGUCCCUCCACGAUAGCGCCACAACAGUGCAUACAUGGUAUAUGCAAUAACUCGCCGUUUACUCGUUCACAUUGCGAUUGCGACGCCAGGUUCCGCAAGUGUUUGCAGAAUCUCAAUACUGAGGUGGCUAACACGCUCGGCGCGCUUUUCUUCAACGUCAUUCAAGUCACAUGUUUCAAGGAGCGACGACCGUGCUCGCAAUGGCAAAGGAAUGGUUACGCGGAGGCUGUGUCCGAUCGGUUGUGCUCGCAGUAUAAGUUCCGACCUAGCGAUAAGUACGUGCCUCUGAUUCGGCUGAAUAUGAACCUAUGAAUUCGGAAGCGACAGAAGGACGCCUUAAAAAAGACGGAAGCUCGUAGAAGAGAAGGGUACAACAUGCGAUGAAAAUAUGACGAUCAUAGACACCGCAUUAUCUGUUGCAUAUCAAAUUGUCGUCCUUACUGUCGCGCAUGCAUUCUUAGAAGUUACAUGAAAGCAUCCAAGUUUUUCGUAAUAACUGCAAAUAUCGUUCGGAACAGCGGAGCACUGACUGCGGAGUUACAGAGCGGAGUUAUUCUGUAUAUAUCGAUUACAAUUCAUUUUGAUGGCUAUGCUUUCUAUCAAGUUUCUCUUCGAUAGAAAAGAUAUUCCGCCAUCUCGAGAUUUUUUUUAUGCUAAUGGGAUAAAAUUAUUCUGCGAAUUUUAUAGAAAUAUUUAUAAAGAGAAACAGGGUUGCUCGUUAUAAGCGUUGGUAGCAACAUGACACGACAUUAUCUUUUCCAUAGUUACUAUUAUUUUUAACAAAUAAGUAUUUCACCCGAAUAUUUGAAAUUAUGUUAAUAACUAUACGUUAUUUUACAUAGUAUGUCAUAAAUUAAUGUGCCAUAAACGUUUGGUUUAUUGUAAUUAUAUUAAUAUUUUUAUAUUAGUCUAGUCUGUAUACAAAGAUAUCUCUAAUUGAAUAGCGUAUACCUCGUAUUUAUUAACCAGAUUUGAGGUAUCAUACUCACAAAGAUAGAUAAUUUUAAGACAGAAAUUACUUUUGAUUAAAUAUUAAAUAUUAAUGAAUUUUUACACUUUACUAUUAAUUUCUAUAAUGGGAACAAAUCGUCAAUGUACGAUGUUAUUUACGAAACUAUACCAAUAUCUCAACAAGUAGUUUGCUAUUUUCGUAAUAAAGCAUUAACAGGAGGCUCAAAUAAUAAAUUGCGAACAUAAGACGACUCUACACUGAGAAAAUAUUUAUAAAUAGAUGAAAAAUUGUACAGAAUGAAAUACACAUCUAAAC